AUGGCGGAAUCUUACUACUUGGGACGAAACGUCGCUGAGAAGACCUGUGGGUUUUCUGGACAAUGUGAGUAUGAUGUAAUAGUCGGCCAUUGCGCAAACCAAACCAAUACUCGGUCUGUACGAGAUGCAGGAUGUUCGUGCUCAGAUCUUAAUGCAAUUGAAAGUGAUGUCGAUGCUUUGGCAUCCACUGUCCGUAAAGCACAACAUGGCUUUGAAUCUGUAUCGGCAGAAUUAACCAAAACGAUUGCCGAGUUGCAAGCAAAACAAGCAGCGCUACAGACACUUCAGAAUGAGAAGAAAGAUCUCCAGUCAAAGAUUCAAAGCACGGACUCGUCUUUGAAUGCUUCAAAGUUACGUCUAGAAGGGGAGAAGGAAUUGGCAGCAUCAGAGGUCGCCAGGCUCCAAUCAGCAAUGUCCUUGACUAAUAAAACUUUGACAACAUGCAAUGCUGCAUUGGUCGCGAUCCAGACCCAAGGAAACUCUACGUCUUCAGUGAUAAACAAUCACCUGAUCUAUUGUGGUUUUGAGGACAGUCACCUCUGUGGAUUCACACAUGAUAGCAGUUCUACCAGCUGGACACAAGGGAAGGGCACUGUUUCCUCGUCCACUGGCCCUCUUAGUGACCAUACUUACGGGUCAGCAACAGGACAUUACAUGUACCUGGAUGCUGCACGUUUGGCCAGUUAUUCCAAUACUGAGCAUGUCGUCAGGAUGACGUCACCACUCCUGACGCCGUCGACUGGAUACUGCCUCCGGUUCUGGUACAACAUGUACGGAACAGACAUCCAAACACUUAACGUUUACGCUAAGAUACUCGGCGGAAGUGGUCUCGGGAACCCCGUGUACGUACAUACGGGAGAAGUGGACAGGGCUUGGCACAUGGCGGAAGUCUCACUCGACUCUGAGUAUACAUCUCAUUCAUUCAGCUUUAUGUUUGAAGCUACUACGCAUGCGAAGAAAACGUCUCACUACACCAGUGGUCAUUCGUACACAACAACUUCCGGGUCAAGGGGCAAUAUCGCUAUUGAUGACUUGUACAUUUACAACACUUCGUGUAGCCAUAAUGAUUUAUCGAGUUGUCCCGCCGGGUCACAUCUUUACCGUGGAUCAAACGGAUCAGUUAGUGCUUGUUACAUGAUACAUGUAGUUCCGGCCACCUGGGGUGAUGCCGGAAAAGCGUGCAAAGAGCAGACCGGAGCAGGACACCUUGUGUCUAUCAACAGUGCCGAGGAACAGACGUAUCUAAUCAAUAUUAUCAACGCUGACCAAGGACUGAAAGCAAUAGGUCAGAAUGGAUUUUACACUAGUGGAAACGAUGAACGAGUAGAGGGGACAUUCGAAUGGACUGACCAAGGCUCUCACCUCCCUGUGACAUACACUGACUGGCACCUGGGCCAGCCCAAUAAUGUCGGGGGUGACCAAGAUUGUCUACUGAUGCAGUACGCCGAUAGUAACUAUGAGUGGGGUGACGUCGCAUGUAACGAGAAACACCCCUUCAUAUGUGAAAUCAACAAAUAG
This is a messenger RNA of Ylistrum balloti, 1518 nucleotides long. RefSeq lists its product as uncharacterized. The transcript has 8 exons. NCBI's taxonomy places the organism in Eukaryota, Metazoa, Mollusca, Bivalvia, Pectinida, Pectinidae. Gene Ontology annotation, biological process: nervous system development. Gene Ontology annotation, cellular component: membrane. The record is from RefSeq and is a predicted model, not a curated record. The coding region runs from base 1 to 1518 and encodes 505 amino acids.